Mytilus trossulus (common blue mussel) is the source of this 6435-nucleotide messenger RNA. Its product is annotated as transmembrane protein 145-like. The transcript has 13 exons. The record is from RefSeq and is a predicted model, not a curated record. NCBI's taxonomy places the organism in Eukaryota, Metazoa, Mollusca, Bivalvia, Mytilida, Mytilidae. Gene Ontology annotation, biological process: response to pheromone; G protein-coupled receptor signaling pathway. Bases 58 to 1695 code for a protein of 545 amino acids.
CAUGAUGUAAUCUAAUGUUGGCCGGAAGUCAUAUGUAUUCUGAGAAUUACUGAGAUUAUGUGCCACUUUGUUGUUGUUUUUAUUUUGACUUUAUCAUCAAUAUGUUUAGAUUAUUCACAUGGAAAACGUGUAGAAGGAAAUCUUGUUACAACAGAGAACUGGCAGUUUCUUACAAGAUUUUGUUUUCUGUCUAAGAAAGGCACGCUUGAAUACUUUUUUGAAUAUCCACAGACUUAUGCCAGACAAGAUUUAUUGCUGUACUUUGAUAACAAAUGGGACGAAGCUUACAAAACUGGAAAGACAUGUCAAGAGCAAGUGUCUUUAUUGAGUUGGGUAGACAACCAGAUUAUACCACUAGACAAUUCUGGUGUUGGGAACUGUACCCCUGUCAAUAAAACUGAUGGUAUGUACUGGAACUGUGUCAGGAAAGUAACAUUCUCAUCGUCAAGAGCAAAAUGGUGGUUUAUAGCUAUGGGAAACUGCAAUUCACAGAAAGGUUUAAAGAUAGUAUACAGUUUGCAUAUGAUGAAUGGAGAGGAUGGGGAAUUGUUGCACCAUGAAAAUUCUGCUGAUCAAUUCUAUAUAUUACCAAUAGUAAUAACCUUUUUCCUGCUUUAUAUGGGAUUAGGAGCUUUAUGUUCUGCAGUGGGAUAUGUGUUAAGUACACAGCAGUUAUUCCAUACAACUUACAAAAUGUAUAUUUUUUGUAUCUACUCAAACUGUUUUGGGUUGUUUUUAUUGGUGAUUGGAUGGGGGAAAUAUGCCAACACGGGAUAUGAAGAAACAGGGACAUGGCUAGCAGGACGUUUGUUCCAAGCAAUGAGUGAUAUAAUGUUUGUGCUGAUGUUGAUACUGAUGGCUAACGGUUAUACAAUAGUUAGAGGAAAGCUCUCCACACCAUUAUACAUUGUCCUUGCAGUAUUCUUUAGUAUAUUCACACUGACAUAUGCAGUUCUGUUUGUGUAUGAGGCAGAGGUGUUUGACCCAGGAGAAGUUUUGUACAUCUACGAGAGUCCAGCUGGUUAUGGACUGAUAGCCCUCCGUCUGGUUGGGUGGACAUUCUUUUGUGUUUCUCUCAUUGUUAACUUAGUAACACAUUCCAGGAAAACCUGGUUCUACAUUCCAUUCUUUAUUUAUUAUACAUUAUGGUUUUGGGCUGGCCCUAUCACCAUACUUAUUGCUAUGUUUGUUAUUAAUUUGUGGGUCAGAGAGCAGACAGUCACUGGUGUUUCAAACUUUGUUACUAUUUGUGGACAUGUAUUUUUCUUGUUGUUAACCAGACCUGGAGCUGCUAACAAAAAUUUCCCUUACCAUAUAAAAACUACACAAAUUGGAAUGAUGGAUGGCACAGAGAAAGAAGCAGAUGCCAAUAGUCCAUAUGAAGUAGGAGAAACUAUGAAUGUUCACGGUCCUGACCUACAGAGUCUCUUUGUGACUGACAGACGGAGUAGUAGGCUAGAUCAAACACUGUUAACAGAUAAACCUCCAAGAGAUAGAAAUGGACAGUUGCCAUCAUUGUCAAAUGGAAAUUCAUCUAAUGGUAGGUUGCCUUCCUUGGAUCAGAGGAGUAAUAAGUUACCUCCCUUAGACAGAAAUGGAGCUUUACCACCAAUAGGAAACCAUGACAAUAUUGAGGCUUCAGCACCUCCGCCAUCAUAUGAAAUGUUUUCAACAGGCAGAUUCAACAAUGAAUAACAAUAAUGUUUAUGGUUGCAUAAUGCAUAAAAAAAUGUAAAAAAAAAAAGAAUACUUGUUUAUUCUUCCACAGAAACAUUUUUUUAAAGUUUCAAAGGGCACUAGUGUAUUUACCCAAAAUUUGUUUUAAGAAGUUGAUAUUAUUUAAAUAAAGAGUUGAUUAUCCAUGAAAAAUAGAUAAGAAAAUAGAAUACUCCUUCAUUCUUCCACACAAGCAAGUUUUUUAAUGUUUUGAAGAUCAUUGCUUGAUAAAUUACAUUUUUUUUUUUAAGUUUUUAAGUUUUGAAGAGCAUUAUUUUCUAUGUACAGGUUGAACUAAUCUCCUUUGUAUUUUUUUUUAUUAAAAUAAAACCAAACCCAUUUGUAACAUGUUGUAAAACACCUUAUUGAAGACAAAGUUUUAUAGAUAUGAUUUAAAAAAAGUGUAAAUAAUGUUUGUAAUUUGUUGAAGUUUACAUUAUUUAUAUCAGUUUAUAAUAUUUGUUAAAUUGCCUCUUGUGAGGUUGUUGUAAUUUUGUAUUGCAUUUUAUGAAUAAUAUACUGUUUUCAAUGUUUUAUGUAAUUUACUUUUUAUAACUGUCUUGUCUACAAUAUUGACAGAUCCCCUACAGUACACAACAUGUUUGGUCGCUUUCUUUGUAUAGACAGGGACCAAGUUUGUCCUACCCAAGAAAUAAUGUUUCCUUUUCAAACGAAUCUUGUUGGCUAUCUAAAUACCCUUUUAAUAGAGAAAAAUAUAUUGUUAAUCUGAAGAUAGAAAAUGUGAUGUAUUAGAACACAGACACAAUAAGAUUACUGUAAAUUAAGAAAUUAUUGCCAUGUUUUUAUUAUUGGGAAAAAUGCGACCGGAUAAUAAUCACUAUAAUAAAAAACGCAUUUUGUUAUAAUUUUUUGAAUUAAACAGUCUUUUUCUCAAUAUCGCAAAAAUUAAAAUCGCAUUUGAGUCCAAAAAGACAAAAUCUCAAUGAUAAAUGCACACAAUAAUUUCUGAAUUUACAGUAAUAGGAUAGUUCCAUUAAAGGAAAAGGGGUGACCAAAUAUUGAGGCAGUUUUCUCUUUGAUAUUCACUGUAAAAUAUUUGACAACCAUCCAUUUAUAAGUGCCUUCCCUGUGUCCCAUAUAUGUUUUUGCAAAACAGCCCUUAAUGGUAUCUGUUUAUGAUUGACAUAUGAAAUGCCUAUCUAUAUGUAUGUAUAUCAUAACAUUCCAUCAACAUUAACAUUGUUCAUUUUACUUUUUCAUACAAUUAUUUUAUUUAUAUAUGAAUAUAUAGUUUGGUCAUAAUUACAUUUGUUCUAGAGAUUUUGAUUUUCAACUUAAAGCAUAAUGUCAAAAAAUUGAUAAAUUCAAUAAACAAAUGUUUAUAAAUAGUAUUGUAAGCUCAAAAUAACCCAAUUUCAGGCAAGUAGGGAUAAGAGGGAAAAUUUUGACUGUUGAUUCAUCCAUACCUAGCCUGUGACUUUGUUAUUGCAGAUUGGAGGAUCUUUGAAAAUGAUACAUAAAAAAUUUUGACCUAAAAACCAGGACUUUUUACGGCCUAAGUUGUGUACUUCUUUAAUGUUAUGUUUUAUAAAAUAGCGAAAGUUGCUAUUGAAUAAUCAGUUCUUUAAUUGUAUGAAUUCUGUGUGUUUUGGUCAUUCUGUACCGCCUAUAGGUAGGGGGCACUAAUUUUAUGAUCUGCACACCUGUGUGCUAGUCCAUCAGCCUUUAUACCAUAUAUAUCAGGUUAAAAUAUAAGUGUGAGUUAGUUUUACAUAAAGAAGUAAUCACUGGAAACUUUGUACACAUGAUCAUUUUUAUGUUUUUGAAAUAUGAACAUCCGAAUGAAGCUUAAACCCCUGUUUACACAACAUAAAAAUGUUAGUGUUUGCACAGCUUGUGGUUCUAUACAUUACAUAUGGUAUUUUUAUUCUUUUGACAAAUUUACUUUGAGCCCUGAAAAACUCAUAUUUAAACUGUUGUGCAUUUUGAGAUAACAAGACAAUCAUUGUGGCGUGAAAUAUUCUUUAGUCCUUGCUUUCGUUGUAGAUUUCCAUAUGUAGUUAAGGUGGUACCCAACACUUUCACUAAAAUUAAUUUGGCUCGUUUAAUUUUCAUAAAAUUUUGUCAAAGUAUUUACUUUGACCCUUUAACAAAAAUAUUAAAAUAUAAAAAAAUUUGAACCAACCGUUUUGUCAGAAAAAUUACACUGGUUAUAUAGCAGUUUGACAAAAACUUAUUUUGAUCAUUGAGAAGCUUAAUAUUCCCUUAACAACAUAAUGUCAUUAAAAACGUUAAGCUGAUUUUACAGAGUUAUCUCCCUGUAGUGUUAGGUACCACCUUUAGGAAGCUUUUCUAAACUUCUCCAAAACUUUUGCUCAGUGGAAAGGUUAUUUAUAUUUCAGUUUUUUUUUAGACCUUCUGUUUUAUAUAAGCCUGACAUAUUACAUUUUGAAUUUAUACAUUUUUAUUUUUAUCCGUCCCUAGAUUAAAUUACUUCCGUCCAAAUAUUGUAAUUGUGUCUUUUUGCUAUUCCAUUUAAAAUGUUUACCAUAUUUUAAAUGUGAUUGAAAAAUAUGAUAAAAACCAGGUGAUAUUUUAUAUUUUUUAAACCCUUUAUAACUAUUUUAUUUUAAUGUUUUGUUAAUCUGGUUUUAUUUUUUUAUCCCGUCCGUAUAUAAAAAUAGUUCCGUCCAAAGAUUUUAGUAGGAGUCUUUUUGCUUUAUUAUUUAUACCAUGUGAACGGAUAAUAUUAAAACAAAUGGAGGUAUUUUACAUAAUUAAAACCUAUUAUAACUUAUUUAUAAGCGGGUAUUGUGGUCAAACUGGUAGUGCUUUAAUACUUUCAUCAUGUGACAUAGAAUCUCAACUUAAUACAUUGAUUUUAUUAGAAGGAUAUGGGGUAGCUACUAUGUAUAUAUAAUAUAUAUUACAUGAAAGUUGUAAAAAAAAGUUGAACCUAUUUGACGUAAUUAUGUUUCUCUUGAGAAUUUGAACGAGAUGAAUCUAUUUAUGAUAGAUUUAUAUAAGAAUGGCUGUCAGUACAAAAAGGUUUUGAUUAUUAUUUAGUUAAAAAUGGUACUGUAUUAUGAUUAUCAAGCAUACUGUAGAUUCAUUAUUAUUUGUUGGAUACCAAUUUUGUGGUUGUAAUAAAAAAAAACACAAAUUUAAAUGUUCAACAAUGUAUCAAUUUUUCUGUAUAAAUGUGUGCAGACCUUGCAAAGCCUUGAAAUAUCAUAUACACAAAAAAGCAAUAUUUACAAAAUUUACACAAAAUUGGUACCUAGAAAAUAAAAGAAUCUACAGUGCUUGAUCAGAAUACUUUAAUAGAGGCUUCGUCAUUCUAAAAAAACUAAAUGAUAAUCUUGUCAACCAUGAGUGUUUGACAAAAUGGAUUAUAAUGUCAUAACUUUUCUCUCACAAGAUUAAUGUCUUAUUACAAGAAUAUACCUAUAAACCAAAAAUAUUUUUUGAAAAAAAAAUUGAAACUGCUACAAAUAUUCUAUCAGGAGGAUUUUCUCCAUUGAUAACCUUAUUUGAUUCAAUGUUUUAAAGUUAUAAUUUUUUUUCUCCAUAUCCAUGUAAACAAAAUUGUUAGUUAAUCAUAAAUCUUAUGUUUAAUUGUACAUCACAACCAUCUUAUAAACGACACACAUUGUGUUGAAACAUUUUGUAUACAUAGUAUGAACUACUAGUAUUCAAUAAUCAGCAUAUAAAAUGUAGUUUGGAUUCCAAGUUAAUUACAAAUUUGUAUUACUUGGAAUGAAAUCAAAUGGAAGUUGGACAGUUGAUCCUUUCCAUGGAUUGGUACAAACAUCUGCUUAAUAUUUUAAGUUAUCUAUUUAGUUACUGGUCAAAAUAAAAAGAUAAAGUAGACAACUGGUAUUUGGUUAAUAAACUGUGGUCUUAGCAUUCAUGACUGUCAGUUACAAACAAAAUGUUAUGUAAAUCAUUCCAGGUUUAUGCAUUUACCUUCAUUCAUCAUAAUUUUAAUCACAGGGCUUUAUUUUUUUACUUUAACCAUAUUUUUCAAUGUCAGUAAAAUCUCAUUUUCUCCACAAGUGAAUUCAGUGCCUUUAGUAAGUCUGGGGAAAUAUCUUUUUAUGUUUUUACUGUGACAAUCUUAUUUCGAUAUUGAGAUUGUGUGUGUACAGUGUAAACAGGAUUUAACAUUUUAAAAAAUAAAUCUGACCAAUUUUAUUAAGUUAAGAUUCCUACUUCACCUGUAAAAAUAAUUUAAAAUGGUACUGAUGCAAGAUAUUACCUGUUUUUGGACAUAUUUACAAAAAUCAUGUUGGUUUAACAAAAUACAAGUUUUCUGUACUCUAGUAUUUUUGCAAGAUUUAUAAAAAAAAAACAACAACACUCAAUUUCAAAUAAAUUACCAUUUUUCCUCAAUCAACAACAUUUGAACCCAAUUAAAUAAAUGAGUACAGUGUAAGUUGUAAAUCCCCUGUUACAUUUUCUAUGAAAUCUUUUGAAGAAUUGUCUUCUCUUGCAAGUUACACUUCUCAUAUUCUGAUGUUCUAGUAUAGCACUAUUAUUUUAGUUUUAGUCAGUUAAGAUAUUGAAGUAUCUCAAUAAAAUGUACUUAAACCAAAUGUAAAAGUGUCUCUGAAUUAUUGAUUUGUUAAACAUAUAAUCAGAAUUAAAAUGUUUUUUUAUUUUAUUUCAUGCUAAAAUAUAAAUCAUGUUUGUUAUGUAAUUCACAUUGUUAUUUGAUAAUAAAAAUUGAACCAUUUACUUUAUUUCAUAUCAGAA